Copidosoma floridanum is the source of this 4862-nucleotide messenger RNA. RefSeq lists its product as uncharacterized. Gene Ontology annotation, molecular function: zinc ion binding. The record is from RefSeq and is a predicted model, not a curated record. Gene Ontology annotation, cellular component: nucleus. NCBI's taxonomy places the organism in Eukaryota, Metazoa, Arthropoda, Insecta, Hymenoptera, Encyrtidae.
AUGACGAGCGACAAUUGCUUGGUGUGCGCAAGCGACGAAGGUGUUUUUCUGGAUGUGGAAGAGCAGCCGGUGCUCAAAAUCAAGGCCAAAAACUGCCGGCUCGACAAGGUAACGGAUGGUCCAACUUCAAAGAUUUGCCACAAGUGUGCAUUUGAACUUGACCAAUGCAAUACGUUUGUUGAGAAAAUCAAGGAAGCCAGCAAAAAACCAAGCAAUGUAAAGCUUUCUUGUUACUUAUGCUCGGACUUGCUGAGUAAUUUAAUUUACUUUGAUUUGACGAAUCAUGAAAAUGGAGCAGAUAAUUUAUUGAAGCAAAUUCAAGAUUUGCUUUCAGAAGAGUUAAAGGAUAAAAGUUUUCAAAAACAGCUCAUUUGCCUAUCGUGUAGAUACUGCGUGGACUUAUUACAGGAUUUGAGAAAUUUAUCCAACGAAAUAACUGGUAAACUCAAGAGUAUUAUUCAAAAUGGCAUUCACCCAGCUGAUCUUCCAAAGACAAAGACGUUUAUUGUGAACAGAAAUACUACUCUUGUGCAAACUGCAAACUUUGAUUUAAAUACUCCCUCAGAUACAGACAGUGAAAUCAGCGAUACAAUGGGCAGCAAGAAAAAGAAUAAAUCCAACAAAUCUACAGUGUCAAAAUCACAACAGAAUUGCAAACAGUGCAAGAUAUCGCUCAAAGAUAAAAGCUCGUACCGAUUUCAUCGUACUGAAAUUAUUGUUUGUAAGGAAUGUUGGCUCACCACAGAUCCUAUCAAAACUCAGACCAAGAACCGCAAACAAGUCAAUUAUCCGUCGACAACACAGUGUUCUGUGCUCCUGAAAGAUUUGUAUCUAUUGCAGGAGAAAGAAUUUAUAAUUAAAGAUGAAGAAAAUGAAGCAAAAUUCAUUGUUAUUAGUUCCAGUGUAGACAAAAAAACAUUUCGAUCCCCGGCAAGUAAAAAAAUCGAUGAAGAAAAAAAAAAUACCACAUUUGAAGAGAGCGAUGAAGAAAUAUUUGAAGUGAAAAAAUCGCGAUCUAGAAGCAAAGUAACUAAAGGGAAACCCAAGAAGAAAGGGUCAUCUAAUAAAUCCAAUUCUAAAGCCAAAAGUCGGCAAAAGGGAGAAUCUGACAGUGAGCAUGUAGAAGAACAAGGUGGAGAAGAAGAAGAAGAAGAAUCGCCUAAACCUGCUAGAAACACAAGAAUGAAGAAAAACAUUGACCAAAAUAUUCAAGAAGUUAUGGAAAGUAGGAGUACAAAAAAGAGUAGGAGACGGAAAGAUUCGGAACUAAGUAUGGAAUCAGAGGAUACCCAACCAAGUCGGUCCAUUAAAAACAAAAAAAGUUUAGAAGGUAGAUCAAUCAGAGCAACUAGAAAAAGAAAAGAGUCGGAACAAAGCGUUCAAGAGGAAGAGAUCAAACUCGUGAAAAGUUCUAGGAGUAGAAAAAAUUCCGAACUAAGUGAUAUAAGCACUGCGGAAUCUAAAAGUACAAGAACUAGAAGGAGAAUAGAUUCGGAACUGAGCGUACACGAAGAGUCUGAGAUAGAGGUGGAUAACGAUAGUGACAGUGGGCCAGUUUUAAAGAAAGCCAAACAGUCUGGCUCAAAGUCAGUAAAAAAAACAGUUUUAAAGUCAAAAAACAACCAGAAUAGUCGUAAACGCGGGAGAAGUAGCUCUGUAGAGUCGACCGGUAGUAUAAGAAAAUCCGCGAGAAACGCACGGAAGAAUAUCGUUAACGAUUUAGAUGAAAUAAUUGAAGUCGAUGAUGAUGAUGUUCUGCCCCCUCGAACGGAAAAAGAAGAUCUGUCGGAAAGUGAAGAUUUCUCCAAAACUAAGAAACAAAGAGUACAAGAAAUGCACUCAGAUGGCGAUCACAGCGAAAUUGAAGAUCAGUUUAAGAAAUCAACACCAAGUUCAAGUAAGGAGUCGACACCAACAUCUAAAUCGUCGCCUAAGCAAAAAAGAAAUAGAAAGGAGCUACUUACCAAGACUAGAGUUACAGAAAUUCUAACUGUAUCUGAGAAGCCAUCGGAUAAUUCAGAAUCAGAAGAAAUUGAUGUCCUCAAGUCGACUGACGAGGAAACUAAAGAUGACGAAAAUGACAGAAAAAUCAAGCGUGCAAGUUUUGAGAAAAAAACUGUUGAUAUUGAUAACGACUUGGAAGGUGAUGCUGCAUCCGAUGAAGAUAUACAAGCCCUUGUUGGGCAGAAAAUUGAUUCAGAAUCCAUAGUUGAAAAGUUGAACGAAGGGGAAAUCAUCAAGUCGGCAGAAAAUGAUGUUCCAAAAACAAUGGAUGAAAACGUUUCCAUUGGUGAUAAGUCUGACAAAAAAGAUUCAGCUUUAUCCGAUAGAGAAGAAGAUGAAGAAAAAGAAACAGAUUUUUCCAGAAAUGAAACUAAAGAAGAUGAGAACGAAGGAAAUGAGUCUGAUACUUCAAAAAAGAGUAGUAGAGCCUCGUCAAGUAGACGCUCUUCUUUGAAUUUGACUCGGCAAUCGAAACAAAACAAAAAAUCUGGAGGGAAGAAAAAGUCUCCAAAAUCUGCAAAGUCUAAGAAUAAUAUAAUCAUUGAUGGUUCAGAUAAUGAAUCCACGGUAUCUACGCCAAAAGCAAAUCAAGACAUUCAGCCAGUUGACAAAUCAUACACCUGCACAGUGUGUAGUAUGGUAUAUGAAAGUAGAUUAACUGGCAUUGAACACGAACUUACGCACAUGAAAGUAUUGCAACUUAAAUUAGAAAGAGUUGUAGUACCCAAAAAGGUUGAUGAAGAACUACGAAUAAGUUCGGAAAGAGAAAUUCCUGAAGAAAAUGGAAAAGAGAACGGUGAAAUGGAAGUGGAUGAAGAGCUAGAAGAGAAAAAUGAGGGUAAUCAAGACAAAGGUGAGAAAAUGUUGGUGGGCGAGGAAGAAAAAGAGCUGAUCGAUGAAGAUGUUGAAAUGGUUGAAAAAGAUGACGUCAUCGAAAACGAUACUGAAAAGAUUACAGGGAAAGAAGAUGAAGAGGUAAUCGAAAAUGAUGUUUCGAAAAAAUCCAAAAUGACGAAUGAUGUAAGUUCAGAUGAUGAAAGUGAAAGAGAAACAAAGUCUCAACGUUCAACGAGGCAGUCUAAGCAAAUGGUAGGAAAAGAUGACGAAAAGCCAAAAGGUAGAAGAAGUAAAGCUGUCGAAGAUGAUAGCGAGUCUGAAAAGGAAGCUGAAUCUCAUUCGGAUAAAAUUGCAGAGGCCGUUCAAGAGACUCUUAACGACAUUGCUGAAUUGCACGAAAAACCCCAGGACAAAUCCAAAGAAACUGAAGAAGAGGAACCAGCAGAAAGUGACAAAGCUCAAGGAGAGUUAGCAAACGAAGAACGAGAGAAUGAAAGCGAGACAGAAGAAGAAAAAACGGAGAUUCGUAAUGAAAAAACUCUAAAUAAUGAUGAAGAAAGAGAUGAAAACGAACAAAACCAAGAAACUGUCGCUGAGAGUCCUGUAGAAAUGGAUAAUGAAAACAAUGACGAAGAAGAGGAUGAGGUUGUAGAAACUGAAAAUGUUAGAAGAGAAGUCCCUAACGAGUCUGAUGAAAUCAUCGAAUGUGACACGAUAGAUGAGGACAAGGACGAAGAUGUCGAAUGCAUUGAAGCAACUCCUGUUGUAGAUGUGGAUGAAUCGUCAAAAGACAUCGACGAAUCGUCGAAAGAUGUGGUAGACGCCGAAAAAGAAGCUGAAAAACGUCAAGUGGACAAUGAAAUUGAAAUAACCGAAAUCGAUGACGGUGAUCAAGACGAAGAUGAGCCCAUAGAAACCAUGCAGUGCGAAAAUAUUGAUUUGACAGAAAAUGACGGAUGCGAAGAGCUCAAAGAUGAUCAUGGAGAUGACGAUGAAAUUGAGGAAGUCGUAGAUUCGAGCAAAAUUACUCAAGAUGACGAGAACACAGUUGACUCUAUCACUGAAAUAAACGUUAAUGCAUCAGAAGAACCGGAUAGAGAAAACAAUGAUGGAAAUACGAAGAAAUCAGGUACAGAUAACAACGAGGAUGAAGAAAAUAUGACCGAAGAUGAAGAGGCACUCGAAGAACACACCUUGGAAGAAUUGCUGCAACGCAAAGGGCUUCAGGUAGUUGAUGAGUUAGGAUCAGUCACGGAUGGCGAUGAGGAAAGUGAAAAAGAAACCAAUACAAGCAUGGAGAAGGAAAAUUGUUCUGGUAAGGAUGGCCAACAUGAGAUCAAAAUAUCUGAAUCUGAGUGCACGGAUGUUUCGGAAAUUAGAAACAAUAAAUCUAGCAGCAAGCAAAAAGACAAUGGUGACGGAACCUUGGAUGAGUGUCAAAUAAUUCAAGACGUCGAUGUCGUAGAGGAAGUGGUGAACACCAAUGAGCAACAACAGACCGAAGAGGUCCAGGAAGACGAGGUUGAAAACAAUGUUUCUUUGAAUAUUGCGCUGUAUUAAUCUUGUAGCAGACUUCGACAUUCAAUCACACGGGCUGCCGAGUGAAAGUGCAAAGAGACAAUUUAGAUGAUAAUGAAAAAGAAACUGAGAGAGUGAAAACGAACUUCUUGUUUAUUGUUCCCUCAGUUGAAAUCUUCUCCCAAUCAACCAGGAAUAUCACCGAGAAGAUUCACUGCGUCGUCAAUUCCACGAUGCGUAAAGUCUAAUGAUAAGAGUUCGGCUUCUUUGGUAACGUUUGAUUUAGAAUCCAAUUAACGUGUAACAACAAUGAAUAAGUGAUGUGAGUUCUGCGUAAUGUGAGAUUGUAAAGAGUAGCUUACAAUAAUAACUUGAGUAUAUUGUAUAUUUUCAGGGAGUUUCUUUAGUUAAGAUUGCUCAACGUUUUACUCUUAAUUAUUUAUUCGACGUCUUCAAAAUUGACUUGGUGUUUUUUUUUUAAUGCACGUUGUUACUAUUAUAUU